Molecule: messenger RNA, 3529 nt
Organism: Gymnodraco acuticeps
Lineage: Eukaryota; Metazoa; Chordata; Actinopteri; Perciformes; Bathydraconidae
Product: CCN family member 1
Exons: 6
Coding region: 162-1352 (396 amino acids)
Biological process (GO): signal transduction
Cellular component (GO): extracellular region
Molecular function (GO): protein binding
Source: RefSeq, a predicted model, not a curated record
UUCUGAUCGAUGAAAAUGUACGAGUGAUGGGAGAGAUUAAAGGACCGGCGUGCAUUGCGGAUUUUACUUUUUGGGACAAAAGCCUUUGUUUCUGAGCAUGUGGAGGAUUUAUUUUUCUUUGAUAUAAGUUUUCUCCUCUUCUAUGUGAGUCAGCUGACAGCAUGGGAAUACUGCUGUUAUUUGCUGUCGUGCAGGUGGUGACAGUCGGACUGGUGUCUGCUGGCUGCCCGGAGGUGUGUGUGUGUGCCGGCCCCCCCUCCUGCCCCCCGGGCGUCUCCUCCGUGCCGGACGGAUGCGGUUGCUGUAAGGUCUGCGCCGCGCAGCUGAACCAGGACUGCCAGGAGGGAAGAAGACCCUGCGACCAUCACAAGGGACUGGAGUGCAACUAUGGCAACGAUGUGGGACGAACACACGGCAUCUGCAGAGCAAAGGCAGAGGGCCGUUCAUGCGAAUACAACGGAAGGAUUUAUCAAAACGGAGAGAAUUUCAGUGCCGGGUGCAAACAUCAGUGCACGUGCAUCGACGGGGCGGUGGGCUGCGUGCCGCUCUGUCAGAGCAACGUGCCGCUGGCUUCCACUUCCUGUCCGGCUCCACAGCUCGUCAAGGUGCCCGGACAGUGCUGCCUCAAAAUCGACUGCCACAAAGGAUCCUCCAUCCAACCUCCAGUGUACCCGCCUUACCCCUUCAUCCCAUACCCGGCGUACCCCUUCCCAAAGCCUUACCCCAAACCUUUCCGGAAGCUGUACCCCUACAAACUCAAGAAGGAGAAGGACACGCUGGGCAACGAGCUGAUGGAGGUGGGGCGCAAGUGGGACAACAACAACAACAACAAGCUCCGUGGAAACAAGCACCUGGCGGCCUGGAGGCAGGUGGGAGAUCAGUGUGCGGUUCAGACUACUUCCUGGUCCCAGUGUUCCCGGAGCUGUGGGAUGGGCGUCUCCUCUCGUGUUACCAACGACAACGCCAGGUGUAAACUGAUCAAGGAGACGCGGCUGUGCAACGUUCGGCCCUGCAGCUCCAUGUCCGUCCCCGUCAAGAUGAGGAAUAAAGGAAGGAAGUGCUCUCGUACCCACAAGGCUCCUGAACCCCACCGCCUGUCCUACGCCGGCUGCAGGAGCUCUCGUCUGUACCGACCGAACUACUGCGGCGUCUGCAGGGACGGCCGCUGCUGCUCGCCUCGUCGCACACGCACCGCCAGCGUGAGUUUCGCCUGUCCCGACGGAGAGAGAUUCAACCGCUCCGUGAUGUUCAUCCAGUCCUGCAAGUGCAGCGAUGAAUGCAACCAUCUGAACGAGGCCGCCAUGCCGCCUCAACGAUGGCUCUACGGAGACACACACAAGUUCAUCGACUAGACAUUCCCCCACAGCAAACAGACAAUAACCUCCCAUAGUGAUCCCCAAUAUAGAAUAGCUGUCCUUAGUGUAUCUAUGACAGGGGUGUCCAAACAUUUUUCAUCGAGGGCCACAUACAGAAUAUUCGAAGGGCUGGGCCACUCACUACAGGUCAGGUUUGCCUCAUAAGUGAAGUUAUAAGUUAGCGAAAUCAAUCAAAUCAAGUCAAUUAUGCUGCAGCUUUCCAUAGGGUGUCAUUUAUUGUGUUGUCAUUCCUUAAAACAGAAGCCUUAGAUUGCGUAUCAUAAGAGGAAAUAGGAAGGGUCUAUUUCAAGGUUGUUAUGUAAAUAAGUUAUUGGGCUUUUUUCUUAUCAACUUAGAUUUCUUAGAACAUAUUUUCAACUUGAAUUGACUGAAAGUGGGUUUAUUAACACAUGAACACUACAGUGUAAUAUAUUUACAGAUAUAUUUAAGAAGUACAAUACAAGACAAGCACAAGUUUCAUUUGUGGGCCGCAUUCCUGUAUACUUUUUGAAUUUGCUGAUUAGUUUGGACACCCCUGAACUAUGAGUAGACGCAAGCGAGGUGAACGAGAAACUGGGGAGGAAUGGGGAGAUUUGGACGGGGGAGAGCAGGUGCUUUAGUGUAGAUAAACUUUGUUCCUACAGACUGUGACUAAGACAUUUAUGGACGCUACCAAACGUCCUCUGAGACUUUUGAUGAGGACGAUGGAGCGAGACACACAAACAGAACUGUUGAUGUUUCUUUCGGUGGAUCCACGUUACAGUUUCGUAAGUCCGACGAGCCGAUAGAAAGCUGGUUGACCUCGCAUUGGAGCUAAUAAAUGCACUCCAAUAACUGGAUAAACCAAAAGAAGACAAAGAAACCGGUGCGGCAGAAGAUGGACGAGCAUUUCAGAUGUUCUUGAAGGAGGUCUUUUCACGGUAUUUAUUCACUGGUAUUUAUUGAGACAGACGUGAUGACACAGUUGGGUCGCUAUGUUUGGACGGACAAAACAGCUGAGAGCUGUCGGCCUAAACAGAUCUGGGGCUCGACCCCUGGGUCAGAAAGCCAAAUCUAUAAUGAUGGAUGAUGAAGGAGAGGAGGAGGUAUGUACUAGAAAAAGCCCGAGUUGAACCUGAUGAGUUGAAGCAUUAGCGGGGGAACAAGUCAAAGGUUGUUUACACAGCUGGACGUCCCCCUGCCUUCGAAUCUACAAGAGACAUUUAGCAAGAACAAGAAGAACAAGCAUAGGAUUCUGGCGCCGAGACGUCGUCCCGCCUAACUCUGAGCAAAUUACAAUCCUGACUCAGCGAGAGUGGACUCUUUGGUUUGCUAUAAAAAUAAAAUUUGAAAAACGGCGUCUGCUGAGGUAAACAUGUAAUUUGUGACUCGCGGGUUGGAACCGCGGUCUGGCCUGUAAUCGAGCGGCAUGUGAGCUCAUGACACAAUAACUCAUGCUUCAUCCAUGUGUAAGAGUGUUUCUGAGAGAGGAGCCUCAUGGCCUUUGGAGAGGACAUUAGGAAAGGAUCCCAUAAGACAUUUCGAUGGGAGGAAAAUCUUUCGUCCACUUUGCGACAGUUUUUGAUUUCUAUCUACAGAGGAACUGACUUUUAUCUUGACUGAAUCAUCACCAUUUUCAGUAUUUCAAAGAUGUGUUUUCUCUCGGCUUAGAUAUACCUUCUGGAUAAUAUUUGCAUUUUCUACCGUCUCUUCUUGGCUUCCGUAGGCUUUCUUAGUUCAGAGACUUUGCCAAGAAACCUGAAACAACUUUUGCAGGUGAUAACAAAUAAAGUGUUUAAUUGUUGGCCAUUGAUUUUGCCUAUGUAGAUGCUGUGGUUUUGGUACUGUAUGUGUAGUUUUGUUUAAAGAACACUAUAGAGCAGCUAUGUACAGAUGCAUUGUUACCUUUGUAGAUCUAUCUGCUGUAUAAGAACCGAUCCUUUUACCCAGUUAUACUGAAGUAGUCCAUGUAGAGUUUAGCACUGAACAGAGCAGGGUUCAGGUCCUUUUAGUGCCAAUUUGAAAGCAUGAGGAUUGUCUACUAGUGUGCAAACACCAUCUGCAGUAAUAAAGUCAUGCUUUUUAGGAUUACAUAUUUACAGACUUGCUGGAAACGGGUUGCCUACCAAAUAAUGGGAUGUUAAGAGUUUGGAGUUCAUUUUGCAUUUUUAAUAAAGACAUGUUCACUCCUACAA